AUGCCGGGCGCGGAGCCGUGCCGUGACCUGCUGGACUACAAGACGCUUAAGUUCUCUCUGACGCGGAACCGCCGGGUCGGGCUCCUGCACCGCCUGCUCCAGCUCGCCGUGCUGGGCUACCUGCUCGGCUGGGUGCUGCUGGUGCGGAAGGGCUACCAGGACACGGACCGUGCCCCCCUCGCUGCUGUCGUCACCAAGCUGAAGGGGACUGCGGUGGCUGGGACGGGGACCGCGGGACGGCGGCUGUGGGACGCUGCCGACUACGCUCAGCCUGCGCAGGGAGGAAGUGUGCUGUUCCUGGUGACCAACUUCAUCGCCACAGCAGAGCAAGCCCAGGGCACCUGUCCCGAGAGCCCCUCUGUCCUUGAUGCCAAGUGCACAGAAGAUGCAGACUGCCCCAGGGGAAGCCCAGUGGUUGGUGGCAACGGGAUAAAAACUGGGAAAUGUGUGACUUUCAACACCACCCAUUCCACCUGUGAGAUCCAUGCCUGGUGUCCUGUGGAGAACAACACCCUGCCCAGGAAACCUCUUCUGGCUGAGGCAGAGAAUUUCACUCUUUUCAUCAAAAACACCAUUCACUUCACCAAAUUCAGCUUCUCCAAGUGCAAUGCUUUGCAAACCAGUGACCCCAGCUACUUCAAGAGCUGCACCUACCAUCCAAUCUUCAGCCCCUCCUGCCCUGUUUUCCGUAUCCAUGACAUGGUGCAGGCAGCUGGAGAGAACUUUGGAGACCUUGCACUGCUGGGAGGGAGCAUCAGCGUGCGCAUUGAGUGGGACUGCGACCUGGAUCGCCCUGCUGCCCAGUGCCAGCCACACUACUCCUUCAGCCUGCAGGACAGGAGGUACAACUUCAGAACCGCCUCCUACUACUGGGACUCCCAGCGACGGCUCUUCCGGAACCUGCUGAAGCUCUACGGCAUCCGGUUCGACGUCUCGGUGCACGGGCAGGCUGGGAAGUUCAGCAUCAUUCCUGCUGCCAUGAGCUUUGGCGCUGGCAUUGCCUUCUUUGGUGCUGCCACGGUGGUCUGUGACCUUGUUCUGCUCUACCUGGAUGCAAAGGCUGAUGUCUAUUGGAAGGAGAAGUUCGAGGAGGUGAAUGAGGAGAUGUCACAGGGCAUGGGUGGGGAGGCCCCUGCAGAGCCGGGGAACUGCCAGCCUUAG
Messenger RNA from Indicator indicator, 1161 nucleotides. It is a transcript of the gene P2RX6, whose product is annotated as purinergic receptor P2X 6. Gene Ontology annotation, biological process: response to ATP; monoatomic cation transmembrane transport. Bases 1 to 1161 code for a protein of 386 amino acids. The record is from RefSeq and is a predicted model, not a curated record. NCBI's taxonomy places the organism in Eukaryota, Metazoa, Chordata, Aves, Piciformes, Indicatoridae. Gene Ontology annotation, cellular component: plasma membrane; nuclear inner membrane. Gene Ontology annotation, molecular function: ATP binding; purinergic nucleotide receptor activity; extracellularly ATP-gated monoatomic cation channel activity. The transcript has 12 exons.